AUGGGGGCCCCCCCCAUGGGGGCCCCCCCUAUGGGGGCCCCCCUGGGGGGCCCCGCCCCCAUGGGGGCCCCCUCUGAGCUGGUGGGGGCCCCCCAGGGGGGGGGCCCCCUCAGAAGAGAAGGAGGGGUAGAGGGUACGCCUGGAGGGGGGGCCCUCGGUAUGGGGGGCCCCCUGGGUACAGGGGGAGCUCAUGGGGGCCCCAUUGGCGGGGGCCCCCUUGCGGGGGGCCCCCCAGGGGGGGCCCCCCUUGGGGGCCCCCUUGGGGGCCCCCCAGGGGGGCCCCCCCUGGUGAUGCCUGCUGAGAGGCCCCCUGCUUUGUUUCAGAUUUAUAUUGAGUUGGUUUGCUUGUGUUUAAGUCCUUUGGUGUGUUUGUUGACUGCGUGGGUGUCUUGGCGUUUAUAUAAAGCUCAGCUGCCGCUGCUGCUGCUGGAGGGGGAUUAUAUAUUUCAUUCGUUUGCUGCAGCAGAAGACACACCGCUGCUGCAGCAGCAGCAGCAGCAGCAGCAGCAGCAAUAA
Eimeria mitis is the source of this 516-nucleotide messenger RNA. RefSeq lists its product as uncharacterized. The transcript is spliced from 3 exons. Lineage: Eukaryota; Apicomplexa; Conoidasida; Eucoccidiorida; Eimeriidae. Bases 1 to 516 code for a protein of 171 amino acids. The record is from RefSeq and is a predicted model, not a curated record.